Tarenaya hassleriana is the source of this 857-nucleotide messenger RNA. Its product is annotated as monothiol glutaredoxin-S14, chloroplastic-like. The record is from RefSeq and is a predicted model, not a curated record. Bases 74 to 628 code for a protein of 184 amino acids. NCBI's taxonomy places the organism in Eukaryota, Viridiplantae, Streptophyta, Magnoliopsida, Brassicales, Cleomaceae. The transcript has a single exon.
CCGUUUACUCACCAUAUUUCUUGGAAAAAUCCCUAAUUCCCACUUCCUCGGUUCUCUCCAGAUUCUUCCCCAAAUGGCUCUCCGAUCCCUCAAAUCGCCGUUGCCGGCACCAUCCGUCGCCUUCUCCGCCGGGAAGAGGCCUCGCUCCUGCAGUUUCGCGUCGAAUCCGACCGUCGCCGUCUUCAACCGCCGCUACUCGUUCUUUGGCACCGCUUCGAUCCUCAAACUCAAUCCCAGUACCUCCGCCGCCGCCGCCACGUUUCCGUCACCUCCGACGAAGAGAUUCCGGUGCAUGGCGACGGCGCUGACGCCGCAGCUGAGGGAAACGCUGGACAAGCUGGUGAGCUCGAAGGAGGUGGUGCUGUUCAUGAAGGGGACGAAGGAUUUCCCGAUGUGCGGGUUCUCGAACACGGUGGUGCAGAUCCUGAAGACGCUGAAUGCGCCGUUCGAGGACGUGAAUAUUCUGGAGAACGAGCUCCUGAGGCAAGCGUUGAAGGAAUACUCGAACUGGCCGACAUUUCCUCAGCUUUACAUCAACGGCGAGUUCUUCGGCGGCUGUGACAUUGCCAUUGAGGCUUUUCAGAGUGGUGAGUUGCAGGAAGUAUUGGAGAAGGCUAUGUGUUCUUGAAAUCACUAAAAAGAAAGGAAAACACGUUGUUGAUUGUGUGGAAUCUGUGAUGAAUGAUACAGAAAUUGUGUUUCUGGGUAUUUAGGGUUUAAUCUGUGGACUGGACGAUCAAUCAUUGCAUCUGAAAAAGAUCACGCUUUAUAAAGUGUUCAAGAUAGUUAGAGAGUUGCUGCUAAUGUCGGAAAACGUCUGAAAGGUGUUCAGUCUAUACACUAAAACCUUUCCGUGA